Messenger RNA from Boeremia exigua, 1080 nucleotides. RefSeq names its product ankyrin repeat-containing domain protein. The coding region runs from base 288 to 968 and encodes 226 amino acids. The record is from RefSeq and is a predicted model, not a curated record. Lineage: Eukaryota; Fungi; Ascomycota; Dothideomycetes; Pleosporales; Didymellaceae. The transcript has a single exon. Gene Ontology annotation, molecular function: protein binding.
ACGUCACGUCCGAUGGAACUCACAACAUGUCUUCUUCACCCCACGAUUGCGGUACACAUCACCGUCAGUUAAUUUCGUGGCUGCGACUCGUAAUCGUAGACUUGGCAAAAGAAGGCGAGGGAAGCGAUGAUUGGUUACGCAAGCUGAAAGUCUCAGCCGCAGAAGUACGGCUGAACAUAAGGCAACCUCGUGCGCGCUGCUGAGCUCUGUACACUUUCAUUCCUGUUUCUAUCUAGCUUGCGUGUCGACGGCCUAGGUCGCAAAGUGUAUUUCCUGUCCUGAGCUCGAUGUCAGACCAGCAGCAAACAACCAGCAGGGCACUAGGUAUGCCAGACGAGAUCUGUACAUUCUCCAUUCAUCGGCAAGAGGUAUAUCCUGAGAUAUCAAGCCCAAGUCUCGCUGCAGAUUCCAAACCGGCAACGGAGAAGUCUAAAGGCGUGGAGUCGCGUUCCCUUCUCAGACCACUGAGUCGCAGAUCUGAGACAAUACCGGAGCCAAGCGGCGGAAUGACAGCUCUUCACCUUGCUAUUGGAAGUGGAACGAAUGACUCCAUCCAACGCCUUCUCGAAGCUGGUGCUGACCCAAAUUUUGCCGACGAUAUCGGAGUCACCCCACUUAUGGAGGCGGUUUACUAUGGAAGCGAGUGUGCGGUACGGUUGCUCCUGGACGCUGGAGCUAUAGCGGACAUACAUAAGCCAUACGAUCUAAGUCAAUGGCCCAAACUACCCACAACAACAGUUGUGGGAGGGGACUGGAGGGCGUCUCGAGAUUUCGCUCUCCGCACCUUCAUUGCGAAAUCUUGGUGUCUUCUCCAUAUUGCAGUUUGGCGUGGUGAUUACAGCAUACUUGAGUUGCUACUGGCUCAGAAAAUCUCUCAAUGGUCCAUGAGAACGCCACUUGACUUAGCGAUCGACCUGAAUCGGCUGGACAUGUGCUUGCUCUUACUCAGACAUCACAUGACGUACUAAAAACAGCGAGAGUCGCGGCUUAUCAAAGCGGCUAUCAGAGAAAACCGACAGGAUCUUUCCAGUCUGUUGAAGAGGUGCGAAGUUGGUCUCAACAACAGACUUCUCAACGCAA